CUACUAACUGAAGGAAUUUUGAAACGAAACAUGGGAAAUAGGUGGUGGUAGUAAACACUAAACACCCGAGUGUGGAAGUAGUUGUGAGUGGUGAUUAUGAAUUAGUUAUUAAAAUAAAUAAAAAUGGGUUGUGCUAUAAGUUCUUCGGGAGAGAAAGAGGCUGUUGAGCGUUCAAAGAAAAUCGACAAAGAUCUACGUGCUGAUGGAGAAAGAGCAGCUAGAGAAGUGAAGCUUCUGUUAUUAGGUGCUGGAGAAUCAGGGAAAAGUACGAUUGUAAAACAGAUGAAAAUAAUACAUGAAACUGGUUACUCCAAAGAGGAAUGUGAGCAGUACCGGCCUGUCGUCUAUAGUAACACUAUACAGAGCCUUAUGGCAAUAAUCAGAGCAAUGGGUCAGCUCAGAAUCGACUUUGCAGAUCCCAGCAAAGCGGAUGCAGCCAGGCAAUUCUUCACGUUGGCUAGUGCAGCUGAAGAAGGCGAGCUUACUCCAGAACUGGUACUAUUGAUGAAGAAGUUAUGGCAGGAUCCAGGAGUGGAGCUAUGUUUCUCACGUUCCCGGGAGUAUCAGCUCAAUGAUUCUGCUGCCUAUUACCUCAAUGCUCUAGAUAGAAUUGCACAAUCAAACUAUAUACCCACACAGCAGGAUGUGUUGCGCACCCGAGUCAAGACAACUGGCAUCAUCGAGACACACUUCACCUUCAAAGGGUUAAAUUUCAAAAUGUUUGAUGUUGGAGGUCAACGAUCAGAGCGGAAAAAGUGGAUACACUGCUUUGAAGGUGUCACUGCUAUAAUAUUUUGUGUGGCCUUAUCAGGGUAUGACUUGGUAUUGGCUGAAGACGAAGAAAUGAACAGAAUGAUUGAAUCUAUGAAGUUAUUUGAUUCUAUUUGUAAUAGUAAAUGGUUUGUCGAGACAUCAAUUAUUUUGUUUCUCAACAAAAAGGACCUGUUUGAAGAAAAGAUCACAAAGAGUCCUUUGACUAUCUGUUUCCCAGAGUAUACAGGUUCCAACACGUAUGAGGAAGCAGCUGCUUAUAUACAAAUGAAGUUUGAGAAUCUCAAUAAAAGAAAAGACCAGAAAGAAAUUUACACCCACUUCACAUGUGCAACUGACACAAACAACAUUCAGUUUGUGUUUGAUGCAGUCACCGAUGUCAUCAUCAAAAACAAUCUCAAGGACUGUGGUCUUUUCUAGCAUCGGAUCUCACAACUGGCUCAUCAAAAUACUUGUAUAAUACCGUACACAGUAGAUUAUUAAGGGAACAUUUAUCUCAGGCUGUUAAAAUUCAUCUGUUGAAGGUACAGAAAAACCUUUACCUGAUUUGUAAGAAAGUGAUUGUCAAUAAUAUUUGCUGAUUUUUAAUGUUAAUUUGAUGACAUUUUAGGGCUAAUAUGUUUGUACAGGUGUACUAUAAAAUAUUAAUAUUAGAUUUUAUUUUUUAUAUGAAACAGUAUACGUAAUUUAAUCAAAUCCAGAAAAUGAUAUUCACUUGUUUGUGUUUAUUUGGCCAUUUACUUCUUUUAAAUGAAAGACCUGUAAUUUUAGGAAAAAUAUAUGUGUUUUAUUAAGUUUAAAUCUUUUACUAUUGAAGUUGGAGGUAAUAUACUUUUUUUCUUUUUUACAUUGCUAGUCAAUUUUAAAAAUUAAAAGAGAGAAGAAAACAAGUUUAAGUCUAUUUAUGAAAAGUUAGUUUAGUUUAUGAAAAUAAACUAUGAUGUUUAACCCAGGAGAUGGCCCUACUAAAUUUUUCUUUAAGUGCCUUUUUUCUAUUUUACAUACAUUCCAGUGUAUACAAGGACUUGAUAUAAGUCUUACUAUAGUGAAUUUAUUUACAUUAUAACAGAGAUGUGUUACAUCACGGUUGUAAAGCAAUGUAUAGACUAGAGGGUGGCACAGAGAAGGGAUACAAAUGACAGGGGAAUCACUGUCGUGUCAACGUCCCUGAAGGUUCAAUGCAACAGGUUGCUGAAACUACAAACUUGUCACCAAAAUUAUUAUUGACUUUGGUGGCAAUUAUACUUUAUCAUACUACUUCCUAGAACUCUUGUCUGAUCAUGCUACUCCUGCCAACUGACAGAUAGCAAUUACAGCUCCUCAUUGAUCAUCUACUCCCGAUUACCGACUUGAAUAGCAAUUAGAGCUUGUGGCUAAUUACGCUACUCCCGGAUUCCGACUUAAGUAGAAAAAAACAGUUCCUGACUGAUUAUGUGGCACCUGAUUACUGGCUGAAGUAACAAUUAGAGCUUGUGGCUGGUCAUGCUAUUCCCGACUUCUGACUUAGACAGUAAAUAAAGCUCCUGGCUUGCCAUGGUACAUCCAGGUACUAUGCUCACCAUUUAUGUUUUACCAUGAAAGCUCAACGUACUUUUUUAUUUUAAUUUAAAAAAUGCUACUAAUUUUGUAAUUAAUUCCUCUGUGAAACUUCAGGUUGAUUGUUUCUCCUAAAACUUUGAAUUUUGAUGUUUUUAGAUGAACACAGUAUAACAUUGUUCAUUAAUAUUUUCUAAUAGUUUUGCACACAGUUUUCAAAUAGAAAUUAAAGUCAGGUAGAUAUUUUUAAAUUCACUUUUCUCCUAGUUGUAAUUUAUGCUUUGUUUUUCACAAGAUUAUGUUAUCUAAAAUCAAUACCUUUAACUAAUGUACUUAGUAGAAAAUCUUGAGUAGAUAUAUCCUAGUGUUAUAGGUCAAAAUAAGUAUCAGCAUUAACUAUGUUAUUCUUAAUUUGAUUUUAGUUUUUGCUUCAAACACUUAAAAACAACUUUGUUGAAGUUCUUAACAUUCAGUAGCUGUGAGGGUCAUGUUGACAUUAGAUCUUGUGGUACAUCUGUUUUUUGUUUUUUAAUAAUUGGAGGGAGAGAGUGACAGUAUGUUUAUAGUGAGUUAUGAAGUAGUUCCAAUUGUGUUGGCGUGUAAAUCAUGCUGCCGUUUGUCUAGACACAAUAUUUUGUCAACACAAGUGUAGCUAUUAAAAAUUUAUACCAAAUGUAAAAUCUGUGCUCACAAAUUACUUAUUAUAUAACUCACUUCUUCUCAAAAAACGUGAAGACAAAUCGGAAGUGAACUUCCAGCAAUACAUAAAUGGAAUACUGGAAGGAUGGCAAAUAAAAUAAUUACAACAAAAGGUGAUAUUUCAACAUUGAAAUAGCUGUCUCAGGCCAGUUUUCCUUUCUCCCACCUGCUCUGAGAAAGCCAUUCAUUAAUAAUGGGGCUUUAUCAAUGAAUAUUGUACUUAUGUUUAUCCUUUUUCCAUUGCAUCAUUUAAGUCUAUUACCAGUCUUACUAGCAUUACCUUUUCCCUUUCUGCCCUUUGUUGAAAAAAAUUCUCAUAUUGUAGAGCAUUAGCUAUCAAAGUCGCAAUUGUCCCUUAUCACACUUAAUAAAAGUUGUGGAAACCAUAACUACAAUACGACUUAAUGGGACAGAUGUAGGUCUGAUAAGAAGGAGUUACAAUGAUGUUAGCUCUAAUUUAAUAUUUUCCAUGUGAUAUUCUUGAGCCUGCUACAUGCAUUAAGGUAUUUUUAAUAUAUCUAAAGAAAAACUUGUAUUUCUCACUGAAGAAGGCUCACAUUAAUGAAUACCAUAGAGUUAUGUCAUUAGUAAAAUGGGUUGCACAAAAAUUAAUUUCUAAGUACAGAUAACUUCAUAAUGUAGCUUACUGAAUUUUUUAUCACAAAUAUUUGAUUUAUAUGAGCCAAGAUCUUAAAAUGACAUUAGUAAAUAGUUUAUAUUAAAUGUAUAUUUUUAUACAACUGCCUUUUAUGUAAAAUAAGAUUUUUAAAAUUUUUAUUAAUACAUAUUGUAUACAAAUUAUAAUUUUCAAUAGUUUAAUUAAUUUAAUAAUUACAUUGUUGAAUAGUAUGGUGCUUCAAGUGAAUUAUGGCCUCUAAUAUUGUUUAGAUUGUAAAUACAAUUCCACCUUAUGUCCAAAAUGUUUAUUGUUCAAAAAAAGGUUUUUGAAUUUCAUACAAGUUAAACAUAGAAAUUAGGAAAUAAAGCGUUGAAAUGUAUUUUUGCACAAAUUAGUAAUAUUAAGCUAUUCUACAAACUUCAUGUUAAUGUUUUCUAGUUUAUAAAAAAUCUUAAUAAGUAAAACAUAAAUAAAUGAUUAAAUUUUGUAAUACAUUUUAUGAUACAAUGUAUUCUUUACCUAUUAUGAUGUGCUGAAUAGUAGUGGUACAUUUUAUACUAAGUAAAUAUUAAAUAUAUUUAUCACUAAUCCAGAUAUAUUCCAAUUUUUAAAAUUUUUCUUCCUUUUUAAAUGAACCAUUUGGGUCAUGAACAUUUUUAAGUCUUAUCUUUCUAUGUGAAAAAUCUAUAAUGGAUCUGCAAUUUAACAACCAAUCUAGAAUCUCUAUAACUAUCCAUCUACAUAAAUGAAUCAUUUUGGUCAUAAAUCGUUUAACCAGCAAUCUUUUUUCUUCAGAUUGUUUGAUCAAGUUGUUACUAUUACUGCAAUCUUGGGUUAUCCAUGCACGUUUCUCUGACCAGCAAGUGCUCCGUUAUCACCAGAUGAACCACUAUCAUGUCCUCCUCCAAAAGCUGCGGCCAUCUGGGCCAUACCUGAAUGCGUUGUGUUGAGGGCUUAGACCGAUGAUCUCUAGAUCACCCUCUCACUCGUCCUGGAGCAUCUCCCAUUAUUAAUGAGUAUCAGCAACAAGUCAAAAUGAUUGUGCACACUCAACAAUUACAUUUUGCAGCAAUGUUGAUGAAUUCUAGUGGCUAUAUUUAUUGAAUAUAAACACAGAUCUUAUUCAUUCUUUUUAGGCCAACUGCUACGGGAUCUCCUCCUGGGAUGGCACCCAAACCUACACCAGUAGCAUCGAGAAGAGUGUUUCUAUUUAAAUGAACCAGUCAGGUCAUCAAUUGGUUGGCCAACAGAGUGGUAAAAGAAGGUUUUACUGGCCAAAGGUGUUUAUGAAUCAAAUCGUUUAUUUAAAUAUAAACACUCAUCCCGAUGCUGCUGGUGCAGGUUUGGGUGCCAUUCCAGUAGGAGAUCCCGUAGCAGUUGGCCUAAAAAGAGUGAAUAAGAUCUGUGUUUAUAUUUAUACAUCUAAUCGCCACCACGCUCCAUUGCUGUUGCUGUAAAGUAAUUGUUACAGUGCGCAUAAUCAUCUUGUUGAUGACACUCAUUAACAAUGAUAAAUGUAUACAAAUCGGUUUCCUUGAAAUACCAUUCAUGACAAUGAGAUGAUUUUGAAUUGCUUCUUCUAUUUUUGCCCUGGAUUAAGAAAGAUUACUUUGAUUCCCUUUAAUAAUCCAGGUUUCUCCCAAAGCAAUCACUAAAAAAUUUGUAAUUGGCUGAAAAUAUGAUACUAAUUGCUACUGACUGGUACAAUAUUGACCAUUUAGAUGUCGCACUCAGCAUCACACAUUACGUUGGUGCUAUGAAAGGUUGAAAAAUAGCUUACUAUUUGACUAUUUAGCAUAACUGCCAUAAUAUUUAGAUUUAAGUUAUAACAGUAAAUACAACUCCACUGUGCCUUAUGUAAGUGCAUUUAAAAGCUAAGGUAAUAGAUUAAUCAAAAUAUUUUCUGUACUAUUUACUUAAAGGUUUGCUCUAACAAUCAUGGUGUAUAUUUCAUAUAUGAACAGUAUACUUAGUGGAAGACAUUUUGGAGCAGACAAAUAGUGGCUUAGUUACUUGCCACUAUAUUAGGAUUAUAUAGACAGUUGUGCGUCACCACCCCAGAUAGGAUAUUUAAUUUUUGAAGUGGAAAACUGGUUGAAUUAGUUACUGCUUUAUUUCACUUGCAUUUUGUCAGCUAUAUUAGGUUCUCAAGAAUUGUAAAUAUUGGAAAUAGUUUUUAAUGAUUUUUCUACAAUUCCUCCUCAUUAUGAGAGUUAUGUUGUUAAGUUUUUAUUGUAACUACAAAAAUUUACCUGUCCCCUUACCAUCUGAAAAAUGUACAAAGGAUCUGCAAUUGGAAAAUCAAUCUAGAAUCUCUGUACAAAAUUUGUCUUAUUAAAAAUUAAAUAUUUAUAUUUUAUAAAAUGUCAUUUCUUUGGUGUUUUGUCCUCAAGUAUAGUACAUUAGAAAUAAGUUUUUGAUAUUUUAUUAGUAAUUUAUAAUGAAUUCUUCUAAAUAAUUUGAUUGUAUGUUACUACUGUGAUUGUGUUAUAAAUUUGGUAUAACUCAUUUUAACUGUGAAAAUAAACGUACUUUGCAUCUCAUGUUAAAAAUUAGAAUACAUAAGCUUAAAAAUACAAUUACUUUUAUAAGCUAUUUUUCUGUUGCUAAAGGUUUGCUUCAAUUCAAUUCAAUGAUUAGUAAUUUGUUAGAAGUCAAAUCAUUGAAAGCGUUUUGUAUUGUGUAAUUAAUAAAAUUAAAAGAACUGUUCACACAAAGAGAAUUAUUAUAAGUAAGUUCUUGCAAACACAUCGGAUAUAUGUAUCAGAUGUUUUUGCCAGAACAUUAUUUUAUUUUAUUAAUAAUAUACAGGUUUGAUUGUUUUAUACAACAUUAAUAGCAAUUUUUACAUAUAACCCAUACUUAUUUUUUAAGGUGAUUGAUCAAAGUAAAGCAACAAUAGUAGCUAGACUUUUAUUAUUUUAAUAAUUAAGUAAUGAGUUAUGUGAAUAAGAUUAUAUCCCAUGGUUUAUAAGAGAAAAAUAGUAUUUGUAUAUUAUGCCAUGACUAAACAAUUGUGAUAAAUAAUUGCCAAUCAUUCCAAUUUAUGUCUUGUAAACUAGUAUGUUAGUUUUUACUAGUAUGUGUGUAUAUCACUGUACGCUUGUUCCUUAAGUGCUUAUUAUUUUUAUCCUUUCUUACAUUUUUAUUACAUAAUAUAAAAUAAGAUUAUUAAGAUUGACUUUGUUGAUAUGCUUAGAUCGUAUUUACUGUAAACAAUAUUUCAAGCUGUAAAUCCUUUAAAAUGUGUGAAACUUGGUUUCCUUGUAAUGGUUAAAACAGUGAAAUACUGCUUGAGCUCAAUCAUCAAAAGUAUUUGAGUUUUGUUAUUAAUAAAAUUAAAAGAAUUUUUGUACAAAGAAAAUAAUAUGUUGACUGCCUAGUUGUAUGUUUUCAAUGUUUUGACGCACAAACUUGAGCUCAAUGCAUGUGUAAAUCAUUUGUUGUGGGGUGUACCAAUAAAAUAGUCACGGGAAUGGUACUGUGUAGAAGAUAAGUUAUAUAAGCUACUGCAAACAGUUCAAUCGAAAUGUUUACGUCUACAUACAAAGUGCAGUAAGAUCACCCUGUAUACAGGUACACUUCUUACUGCUAUAGUUAGAGUUAUCUUAAAUAUCCAGCUAUGAAUGUUUCGUCACAUACCCCACAACUUGUAUAAUUGGUGAAAUUUAUCAUAUGUUUUGCUUGCAAAGCCAAAACAUGUAUUUGCCUUUUGUAAUAAAACUAACAACUUUAGCAAUUCAUUUGAUGUAAUGAUCAUAAAAAUGACUACAGUGGGUCCUGUCACAAUGUUUAUUCACCAAUACAUCCUGUAUCAAUAUUAUUAGCAGGGAGCUUUUUUAUAAACAUAGAGUUUUCCGCCAUUUUGUUCCCCUAAGUUACUGUAGUAGUCAUUUCAAAUUAUUUCUAGUGUUUGGGAACUAUUCAGACUCCCCAACACCUAACACCCACAGAGAGAUGAUGCAAACCUUAGCGGGAACCAACUAGCAACUGACAGUAACUUCACUGAAAGUGAAUAGCUCACUUCAAAUUUAUAUGUGGGUGGUGUUAUAACAGGAACCCACUGUAUUUAUUACACUUUUAAUUAUUUUUUACAAAUAUCUAUUGUUUUAUUAAUUCUAAAAACAUCUGUUCACAUCUUAAACCUUUGUAAGUGUAUUUCAUAAAAUGUACGCUUAAGUGUGUGGAAGAAUGCUACGAAUUGAAGAAAUUUAGAUAUAUUUGUUUUUGUAUAAAUUACAUUAUGUAAGCAUGACGUCUGUCUCAGGCUGAGUUUAGGCUGGCUUUCCCAAAGUGAUGAAAGUAAGUUCUAGCCCAUGCUUUUCAAAAUAACAUAAAAGACAUAUUUUAUUUAUAAACACAGUAAUUAAAAUCAGCAGUUGAAUAAAGGAGAUUAUGUUAUAUGCAGGAUUAAGAAAAACACAGGAUUAAAGAUAGUCUACCCUUCACUCCAGCUAUUCAUUCCCACACUUCCUGUCUACGUAAACUUGAUUGGAUUUAUUUUUAUUUAGCCUGAGACAGUGUUUAUUGAUAUUUAAUGAAACUAGUUGCAAUGUUCAUGCUGAUUUGGUUUAUGGAUUUUGUAAAAUAGUUUUGUUUUUAUUAAAAAUAAUAAAUUUAUUUAAAAGAU
Messenger RNA from Homalodisca vitripennis (glassy-winged sharpshooter), 8255 nucleotides. RefSeq names its product guanine nucleotide-binding protein G(i) subunit alpha (gene Galphai). Gene Ontology annotation, biological process: adenylate cyclase-modulating G protein-coupled receptor signaling pathway. The transcript has 6 exons. The record is from RefSeq and is a predicted model, not a curated record. Gene Ontology annotation, cellular component: heterotrimeric G-protein complex. Lineage: Eukaryota; Metazoa; Arthropoda; Insecta; Hemiptera; Cicadellidae. Gene Ontology annotation, molecular function: GTP binding; GTPase activity; G protein-coupled receptor binding. Bases 124 to 1191 code for a protein of 355 amino acids.